UAAUAAAAUAUUAAAAUAUUUAAUUCAAAAUUAAAUUUAAUUUUAUUUAAAAAGAAUUUUCAAUAAAUUUAAUUUACGUUAUUCAUAUCUGAAAAAAUUGAUUUACGUAGAAAAAGAUAUUAUACUUACGUCAUAAAUAUUGUGUAUCCAUGAUAGAUAAACUUAUUGUACGUAUCUUCAAUAUUAACAAGAAAAAUCUAGAAAAUUCAAACAUUCAAUUUUAUUCCAUAAAACAUUAUUGUGCGAUCUGUGUUAACUUAUUUCACGAUGUCAGAAAGUAAAAACGAUAAAUCAAAGAUUGAUUUAGGAUUAUUAGAAGAGGAUGAUGAAUUUGAAGAAUUCCCUGCAGAAGAUUGGACUGCAGUAGAUGAAGACAACGAGGAUAUCAGUGUCUGGGAAGAUAACUGGGAUGAUGAUGACGUAGAAGACGAUUUUAAUCAACAAUUAAGAGCACAAUUAGAGAAACAAAAGGCUCAAAACAAAGGAAAGGAAUCGUAAUGAAAUUAUAAAUUAUGUUAUUAUUCAUAAAUAUAUAUUAACUUAUUAAGAUUUCAUACACAUUUAAAUUUCAUUUGAUAUAUAUUGAUAGACUUUUAUUAAUUGAGAAAUAUAAUAAUUUUUCAUAAAUAUUUGUACAAAACUUAAACAUUAAAUAUAAAUGUACAAUUUAAAUGCAUAUAGUACCUAAUAUACAUGAAGUAUAUCAUACAACUCAUGACAAGAGUCCUGUAUUAAUGAAAAAAAUACUUGGCAUCUUUAGUAUAAAUAUAUAAUCAGGUACACAGUCUGUUUUGGAAAAUUUUAUAUAAUUCUACAUUAUAUCGAGUCAACAAAUUUAGUACAUAUGGCACAUCAAUUCCUUUUUUUGACUAAAAUAUAUCUCGGUAACUAGCAACUCUAAUAUUUUUAACUUCAAUAAUGGUUUAGUAGAAUUAAAAAAAGGAAUUGAAUUGACUGUUUUUAUCAAAUUAAAAUAAAAUGAAAUUAUAAAGAUAUUUUACUAUGAUUCGAUCUACAUGAACUUAAUAACUGUGAUGCUAAAACAUCUAAUAUUUGUAAAUUUAAGUCUAUAUUAAUUUUUUUUAUUUCAUAAGAAUCAAGUAGAUACUUUAAAAUAUUUAAAGUAUCAUCCUCACCAAAUGUUAAUUUUAUGUCAUUUGGAAUUUUAAUUAAUAGCUCUUGUAACAGUCUUUCUUUUAAUGUUGAUGGUUCUUCAGAAAAUUUAGUUUGUACAGUAUGAAGUGAUAUAUUACUCAAUUGAUCGGAAAUUCGUAAAGUAACAGCCUGUAAAUUAAACACAAUUCGUAAUUGAAUAUAAAAAUAAUUUUUUAUAAUAGUAAAAUAAUAAAUAAUAUAUAAAUUA
Messenger RNA from Apis cerana (Asiatic honeybee), 1363 nucleotides. RefSeq names its product Suppressor of exocyst mutations 1 (gene Sem1). Gene Ontology annotation, cellular component: proteasome regulatory particle, lid subcomplex; proteasome complex. Lineage: Eukaryota; Metazoa; Arthropoda; Insecta; Hymenoptera; Apidae. Gene Ontology annotation, biological process: double-strand break repair via homologous recombination; proteasome assembly; mRNA export from nucleus. The record is from RefSeq and is a predicted model, not a curated record.